GAGCUAAAUUGCCCUUGGGCGGCGCGUAGCUUCUACUUUCUCUCUCGCCCUCUCGCUACUACGACCGUGUCGCCAUGGCUGGCAAAGGCAACGGAGCUGGGAUCUCGGAGGGGCUGGCGUGGCUGCUGCUGCUCCUGGCUCUGGCUGAGCUCGGAAGAGCCCAGGACAGCCCGGAGCCAGGCGAGGAGAUCCUGUCCCAGGUGGCCUUCGUUCAGACGACCCUCCGCAACACCAGCGGCAGCUCCGAGUUCAUGUUCGAGUUUGACGACGACGAGAUCUUCCACGUGGACCUGCAGGAGAGGCGGACCAUCUGGCGGCUGCCGGAGUUCGGGCGCUUCACCAGCUUCCAGGCGGAGGGAGCGCAAGGGAACAUCGCCGUCCUGCAGUCCAACCUGGAGAUCCUGAUGAAGCGCUCCAACUACACGCCCGCCGCCAACCAGCUUCCAAAAAUGAUGAUUUACCCGGAGCAGGAGGUGGAGCUGGGGGAACCCAACGUACUCAUCUGCAUGGCGGACGACUUCUCUCCCCCGGUGCUGAACAUGACCUGGUUGAAGAACGGCCAUCUGGUGACCGAAGGGGUGCAGACCAUGGAUUACUACCCCAAGAAGAACCACGCCUUCCGCCGGUUCUCCUACCUGACCUUUGUCCCAAACCAGGACGAUAACUACAUCUGUGAGGUGGAUCACUGGGGCCUCAAGGAGCCUGUGGGAAAGCUUUGGAAUGCCAAUAUCCCAGAGCCCCUCUCGGAGACGACCGAGAACGUGGUGUGCGCCCUGGGCCUGGCGAUCGGCAUUUUGGGCAUUGUGGUUGGCACCUUCCUGAUGAUAAAGAGCAGGAACAUGGGAGAAGCCAGCUACCGCCGAGGGCAUCUGUAAACCAGGAUUGGGACGAGCGUCAGUCCCCACCCCCACCCCUCCCGUGAGCUGCAUUUCUACCUGUGCUGCACACUUUUUUCUUUUCUGACACUUGUGACGACUCCAGAGUAAACUAGGAAGAGGGAGGGGGAGCUCUCUGCCCCCCCCCGCCAAUGUUCUUCCCCACUUGCCUUGUCGGAGAUCCGAGAAAUGCAACCUUCUCAGGGGUCCGCCUCGUCUUUCAAGCGUUGGGACUGGAGGGAAAUGUCGGGAGGGGGUUUUGGAGUGGAGAGAAGCUGGCAAGGGUGCUGUCUGAGUUGGGUUGUCCUCUUGCAGACCUUUCGUGAUCAAAACUAGGUAACAUCUUCCCUAGCACUGAUGAUGAUACUUAGUUGGGUCAUGAGACGUCUACAAGGAAACAACCCCCCCAAGCUCUGAGCUCUGAUAAUGAUCCCUAGUUGGGUAAUGAGAUGUCUGCAAGAAAGCCACCAAGCUCAGGGAACAUCAAGGACCCCAUAGUCUUCCUCCUCCUCCUCCCUUCCCUUCUAAUGAUGUUCCCUAGUUGGGUCGUGAGACGUCUGCAAGAAAACCACCAAGUUCCAGCAACAAAUAUUCUCCUUUAUUGAGAGAAAACACAGGACGGGGGGGUCCUUUGCCACCAAUGAUGGAGAAGGCCAGUUUGAAGGGGGCACCUGGUCCAAGCCCAGGAACCAGGGCUAGCUGAAGGGGGCACCCUCUGUGGUGCCCAUCCCCCCUACCUCUUGAGUAUUAUUUUCUCCCCUCCCUUUCUGAUCAGCUUCUGGGUUUCUUUGGGACCCCUUUGUCCACGAGGAAGGCAAGGGCAGGUGAUCCCUUAGCACAAGGGUAGGCAACCUUGGCUCUUCUAUGACUCGUGGACUUCAACUCCCAGAAUUCCUGAGCCAGCCAUGCUGAGGGAAAAGGGAGAGGUUUCCAAGCUGGGCCAGGCUGGCUCAGGAAUUCUGGGAGUUGAAGUCCACAGGUCAUAAAAGAGCCAAGGUUGCCUACCCCUGCCUUAGCAUCUCUCUUCAAUGUCCCCCCCCCCCAUCUCAGAAACCUCCCUUAAACAAUCUCUGACUGCAUUGACUUUUAUAGCUCCCAUCCCAGGUCAUAACCCCCCCCCCCCAAUGAUCCAAUUGCAGUCUGCUGGCUCCCUUUGAAUAGAAUGUGAAAAUUGUUUUGUGUAGCCAAAUCCAGAGGUCCGUUUCCUUCUUUGUCAGGACCCUGGACAGUGAUUUAAGCAAUCUCUCUCUUCCGCGGCCUGUAGAAUGAUUAAGGGUUUUUGGGUUUUUUUGGUGUGUGGUUUUUUUUUGAACAGUGCCUUCCUUCUGCACCCACCCUCCCACCCCCACAAAAUUCCACCCACCCCUCUUUUGUCCUGCAAAAUCAGCCCCUUCAGCUCUGCAACCGCUGCAGAAUCAGAACGCUUCCGAGCUUUGGGCUGCUUCUUCUUUCCAAUAAAGAUGAUAUUACUCAA
This is a messenger RNA of Crotalus tigris (Tiger rattlesnake), 2349 nucleotides long. Its product is annotated as H-2 class II histocompatibility antigen, A-R alpha chain-like. Gene Ontology annotation, cellular component: MHC class II protein complex; membrane. Gene Ontology annotation, biological process: peptide antigen assembly with MHC class II protein complex; immunoglobulin production involved in immunoglobulin-mediated immune response; immune response. The coding region runs from base 75 to 875 and encodes 266 amino acids. The transcript has 5 exons. Gene Ontology annotation, molecular function: MHC class II protein complex binding. The record is from RefSeq and is a predicted model, not a curated record. NCBI's taxonomy places the organism in Eukaryota, Metazoa, Chordata, Lepidosauria, Squamata, Viperidae.